This is a messenger RNA of Lolium perenne, 1036 nucleotides long. Lineage: Eukaryota; Viridiplantae; Streptophyta; Magnoliopsida; Poales; Poaceae. The record is from RefSeq and is a predicted model, not a curated record.
AAGGAGAAGGACAUUGCUGGCACGAGCAAAUCAUCAGCUAGAAGUGCAGCUGAGAAAACGUCAAGUUCAACAAGUGCACCCCUCAAGGCCAAGCAAACGACAAAAGGCAAAAAGAGAAAGGAAGUUCCCCUCCUCGGUGCUCAGCCCAAACAAUCGAUCCCAGCACUCAAAGUGCUUAAUGUUCCCAAGCUGUACCAGGAACAUCAUGGUGGUAUCGAUAUGGAAGAAGCUGCAAGGCUAGCGGCUGCUUGUUCAGUUACCGUGGAGGAAUUGCUGUCUGCAUCAGAUGCUGCAAUACCCACUGCUGAUAUAGCUCCUAAAUUUGUCUACGGGGCCAACUUGGUCAGCAGAGAGCAGCUGCAUAAACUGCCAACACAUAUGCGGAAUUUGCAUCAGUGGUACCUUGAUGCAUGCAAGGAGAACAAAAUGUACAUCGUGGCGAGUAUACCAUGGGAAUAUUACUACCGAAAGGAGGAGAUCCAUAUUGAGAUGAAUGAACUCUGGCAGUUAUUCAAUCUAGAAGCCCUCGACAAAUCUCUCAUGAGUUGCUAUUGCUUACUGAAGAUCAGUGAAUGCAAAAGUAAUAAUAUUAUCAAUGUUGGGUUUGUUGACCCAGAUAAAAUACAUGUUGAAACGGUGAAGCAUAAACGCGAAGAAACGGGGGGGAAACCUACUAAGGUUUUUGGGGCAGCAAUAUUUCUGUGAUUCAAUAUUGUUUCCUUACAACUACGAGUGAGAGUCUUAAUGAUCUUUUAUGCACAUUCAAUUUUUCUUACUCGAUGUUAAGUGUAAUUCCUGACGUCUAUGCAUAACAUGUGCAGCUUCCACUGGAUUCUACUAGACAUUCAACCUGAUAAGGGAGUAGUUGAAGUAAAAGACCCACUGAGUAGAGGCCUGGACGGGUUCCAGGACUUGCAGAAGUUGCUCCAAGUGUAAUUUCCUUCAUCGCCGCGCUUUAUCUUUCGUGAGAUAUCAAUUAAUUAUCCACUCAUUCAAUCAUUCUUUUGCCUGGCAGGGCUUGGCAAGCUUUGAAGAA